AUCGACAGUCACAACCGUCAGCCGUGUUUCUAAUUCUGAUUUUUAUCUUGUAAAAUUUUACCACACAAAAUAUGGAAAUCAAUUAUGGCGAAGAUGAGCUACAAGAAAUUAUAAAAUUAAAUGGACAGACCGUAUCCAAUGCGUUAGCAAUGUUGAAAAAUAAUGCAACCGAAACCGAAAUAUCUGACUACAUAAGCAACUAUACCGGCCAGCCGACCAAUCUUGUCGCACGGGAAGUCACGGAAAUAUUGCGAUUCGCCGUUAAUAAUGGAUUUUUGGUGAAAAACGGGAAUACUUAUAAAUUACCCAGCCAAAACUGUAUUUAUAAUGUGGAUUGUGACGCAUCUGGUAGUGGUGUUGACGAAGGUGGCAAAACCGGUGCGGGACCUGACAUAGGUGGUAACGAAUCUGACAGUAGCAGUAACUCCGGGGCGGAGAAUGUCUCUGUUGAAGUCACAACAGAAGAAGGCAGUGAAGCUGCAUGUGUAGACGGUGUUGAAGAAGAAGAAGGAAUUUUGCCUGAGACUCUAAAGGAACUGAUGAAUUGGUUCGAUAUCUCAGAAUUUGACAGUGCUAUUGAUCUCCCGAUUGAUUAGUAUUAGUUUCUGUGUCGAACAAAAUUAGUCUGGUGAUUGUCUAGUGGUAAAUCAAAAGAUAUUGACGAUUAGCGUGGUACCGACGACUAUACAAAAUGAAGAACUCAAAUUUAACAAGUAAAGUUUGAUCGAUUUGUUUCGGUAGACGUUGUCUGGACACCAAAACCAACCAAAAAACAACUAACCAGCGGCAAAUAUAUGCAAC
This is a messenger RNA of Bradysia coprophila, 801 nucleotides long. RefSeq lists its product as uncharacterized. The record is from RefSeq and is a predicted model, not a curated record. NCBI's taxonomy places the organism in Eukaryota, Metazoa, Arthropoda, Insecta, Diptera, Sciaridae.